Trachymyrmex septentrionalis is the source of this 330-nucleotide messenger RNA. RefSeq names its product putative odorant receptor 19b. Gene Ontology annotation, cellular component: plasma membrane. Lineage: Eukaryota; Metazoa; Arthropoda; Insecta; Hymenoptera; Formicidae. Gene Ontology annotation, molecular function: olfactory receptor activity; odorant binding. Bases 1 to 330 code for a protein of 109 amino acids. The transcript is spliced from 3 exons. Gene Ontology annotation, biological process: sensory perception of smell; detection of chemical stimulus involved in sensory perception of smell. The record is from RefSeq and is a predicted model, not a curated record.
AUGAUAACAGAUAAUUUGAAAAUACCUAUUGUCCGAAUGUUUUUUCUCUUAUUUUAUAUAACAUUUAUGUUAACGCACUUCUAUACAUAUUGCUACUCAGCUGAAAAACUUAUGGCAGAGAGUACCAAUAUGGCGUAUGGAGUGUAUGAAUGCAAGUGGUAUGGCAUACCAUCAAAAAAUGCAAAAGACUUAAUGUUAAUUGUAUAUCGAUCUAGAAUUCCUCUUAAAUUGACAGCUGGAAAAUUCGGAAUCGUUUCAUUAGAGUUGUUUGGAAUAGCUAUUAAAACGGCAAUGGGAUACUUAUCUGCACUGAUAACAUUGCAAAAUUAG